Kwoniella mangroviensis CBS 8507 is the source of this 2073-nucleotide messenger RNA. RefSeq lists its product as uncharacterized. Lineage: Eukaryota; Fungi; Basidiomycota; Tremellomycetes; Tremellales; Cryptococcaceae. The transcript has 6 exons. The record is from RefSeq and is a predicted model, not a curated record. Gene Ontology annotation, cellular component: plasma membrane. The coding region runs from base 1 to 2073 and encodes 690 amino acids. Gene Ontology annotation, molecular function: calcium-activated cation channel activity.
AUGUAUGGAGGAAGAUUCGAUAUCGGUCAGAGGAUCAAGAUGGAUCAAACGGGUAAUUGGGUUCCUGAUCCGAGUCCUCAAUCCGAAGGAACGAAUGAACUGGAUACAACCCCCGAUACAUCCCAUGAAGGACCGACAAAUGAAAGAGGACGAGAUUCAAGUGAUCCGCCGCAUAGUGGUGAAGCUACCAGGGGAUUAAGUACCCCACCGAUCAUAUCGUCUCCUACUAGUCCUGGACCGCCUAUCUCGCCUACGUCUCCAUAUUCUCCUGAAGAAUUGGGUCAAAGGCCCAGAAUGCCGACCAGAUCUUCUCAUAGGGUUUCGAGAGAAGGUACUUCACCUUUGGCAGCUCAUUAUGCUUCUAUUAGAGAAACGAGAGCGAGAUUCAAGGAAUUGAAUAUGCAGAUUGAAAACAUGCAAAAGCAGAAAUUCGCAGAGAUAGCUUCGACAACGGCGGAUAUAAAGGGAUGGAUAGUGGCGGGAAAAGGAGUGAGGUGGUUACCCUAUGCUGAGCUCAUUGAAGGAUAUACGAGGGAAGAUAUACUGUGGCAGAACGCUGGUGCAUCAACCGGGAAGAAGGACGAGCAGACAUUUUGGUUGAAAGUCCUGCUGUCGGGAGGUGUAUUAUCGAUCAUUUUGGUUCCCUUCCUUGCGCUCAGUGUCGGUACGGCCCCUGGAUUCGCGCAUUACCUCGGUUUGUUGAAACCGUUAGCAAAGAGUGAUGGAUUUGGGUCCGGUGUGGUGGAAGGUCUAGUCCCUGCUGUGGUUUUGUCAAUGGUCGUGGGAGUGGCUUUAUACUACACUGAGGGUCUUUCGAAAGAUGUCAAAUGCAUCUCACGGAUUCAUCAGAGACUUUUGGCAUACAAAGCUGUCUUCCAUCUCUUGCUUUGUAUCACAGUCGAGUGGACUGUUCUCGUCGUUGCCCUAGAGUACGCUGUGCAGGGAUUUGCCAUAAAUGUGCAGGAAUCAAGGACAGUCGGUGAUGGAGCUGUAUUCUCAACUUGGUUCGUCUUUGUACUCCUACUCAACUUAGCCUUCGUCUUGCCGGCUGUGUAUCUGUUACAACCACAUCGGUUAUUCAAGUAUCUCAGAGAGAGGAAGAAAGUUAUUACCCCAAGACAAAGAUAUCGACUCUACACAUCUCCUUCUUACUCCCCGGCGAUCGGUAUGGCCCCUUGUCUCCUAGCUGUAUUUUACGCUUCAACUCUCCUGAUCAUCUUCCCUUUACUCGCUAUUCCAAUUCUCGUAAUGCUCUACCUCUCAUUCAUCGCCAAUCGAUACAUGAUCGAGCACGUUUUCGUAGACUCAUCGGCAGGAUAUACAGGCACGGUAUUAGCCUUAUGGCAUGUCAGGAGGUUCGGUUGGGUGCUGGGAUUUCAACCCUUAUUAUACGGGUUGAUCUUGCUAAGUAGGAACGAAUGGGAGAUAGGAGGAGUGAGUAUCGGUGUGGCCAUUAUCACCGUACUCCUAAGUGAGGGAUUGACGGUGUUGAGAUUCAAAGACAAGAGGAGAAAAGAUCUCAAUGGGAACACUAGAAAAGCGUUGGACGAACUUUCCUCUUCUAUGCGAGAUACCAAGAAAGAUGAUGGGAAUAGGAAUGAGAGGAACUCUCGUCAAUCUGAUUUAUCCUUGUUAAACCGAGUGACAGCUUUGUUACCUGGCUAUGGUAGAUUACCUGAUCAUUUUCCAUUACCUAUCCCUACGGAACGAAUGGAUGAUCUAUUGCAGACUGAACGAUGUUCGAAUCUCAAGCCUACAUCCAGAUCGGGACAAACUGCAGAAGGUUAUCAGUAUUUUACGGAAAAUCUAAAUUCGAUUAAAGGAUUGAUAUACCCUUUAGAAAUGUUAAUACCCAUACCGGUCAUUUGGUUACCACGAGAUCAGAAUGGGAUCGCUCAAGGGGAGAUGAUUGAAUUGGGAAGGUAUCAUAAUUUAUUGGCUAUUGUGGAUCAACCGGACGAAGUCAGAUCUCAAGAUGCAGGUGUAGACAAGAAUAGGAGACCCAAGGGUAAAGGUAAAGAGAGGGGGGAUAGGGAUGAUGGAGAAGUUAAUUCGCCUUUGUUAGUUCGUUAG